This is a messenger RNA of Hyalella azteca, 527 nucleotides long. Its product is annotated as 40S ribosomal protein S15Aa. The transcript has 5 exons. NCBI's taxonomy places the organism in Eukaryota, Metazoa, Arthropoda, Malacostraca, Amphipoda, Hyalellidae. Gene Ontology annotation, biological process: translation. Gene Ontology annotation, cellular component: ribosome; cytosolic small ribosomal subunit. The coding region runs from base 115 to 507 and encodes 130 amino acids. Gene Ontology annotation, molecular function: structural constituent of ribosome. The record is from RefSeq and is a predicted model, not a curated record.
GAACCAUCCGCCCAUCUCUUAGAAGUUAUGGUUGCAGUCUGAGUGUAUACGACCGCUGUUGUAUCGGCCUGAAUUCAAUUUUUAAAUUGAAGGAAGUAACAAAACAACACAAGAAUGGUGCGCAUGAAUACCCUGGCUGAUGCUCUCAAGUGCAUCAACAAUGCUGAGAAGAAGGGCAAGCGGCAGGUGCUGAUCAAGCCCUCAUCUAAAGUUAUUGUCAAGUUCCUGACAGUGAUGAUGAAGCAUGGCUACAUCGGAGAAUUUGAGAUCAUCGACGACCACAGAUCCAACAAAAUCGUCGUCAACCUAACAGGACGCAUCAUGAAGUGCGGUGUCAUCUCCUCACGAUUUGACGUUUCUAACCUGGCUAUUGAUAAGUGGGCCAACAACCUCCUGCCCUCCAGACAGUUCGGGCACGUUGUAUUGACCACGUCCGACGGCAUCAUGGAGCACGAAGAAGCCAAAAGGAAACAUCUUGGAGGCAAAAUUCUAGGUUUCUUUUUCUAAAUAAAAAGACCAGAAUGAUG